This is a messenger RNA of Cylindrotheca closterium, 1053 nucleotides long. The record is from the annotation of a GenBank genome assembly. NCBI's taxonomy places the organism in Eukaryota, Bacillariophyta, Bacillariophyceae, Bacillariales, Bacillariaceae.
AUGAAAUGGACACUCAUCACUGCAUUUCUGGCAGCCUUGAUCGCAAUAGCGUUUACCAUUGCCCCAGAGAAGCCAGACUUCAUUCCAUUCAGUGACAAUAAUGACGCUGAGUCGGAAACGACUGUACGCUUCGUUGGUGGCGACAAUAACACUAUGUUGACAGGACACUGGAAUCUUCCCAGCAAGAGCGACGGCGAGGCUCCACCAGUCAUUCUCUUGGCACAUGGUCUUGGGUUGAUUCAAGGAAAGAGUCUGAGUCCCUUUGUGUCAGCCUUUCAAGAAGCUGGAUAUGCCGUAGUGACGUUUGACUAUGCAACAUUUGGCCAAAGUGACGGCCUUCCAAGGCAUCAGAUUCAUCCUACUAACCAUGUUGCGGAUAUUCAGGCAGCCAUUGCCAUGAUCAACGAAGAAGGGACCAAGAGAGGCGUAGAUGCUUCCAGGAUAGGGCUCUGGGGGACCUCUCUAGGCGGGGGCCAUGUACUGAUGGCCGCCAUUAAUUCGGAUCCCUCAAUACGCGCCGUCAUUUCGCAAGUUCCACAUAUUGCGAGUGCACUAGAGACGAUAAUUGUGGGGAUGAUGAAUCUACCGGUGACAACAGGCAAGAGUGUGGUCAAAUACUUGGCAGGCCUCCUAAAAUGGAGUGUGUCCAAGGUGGUUCUCCGAAAGGAAAGCUAUUUUCCCAUUGUCGGCGAGCCAGGAUCGGCCGCUCUGAUGCAGAAUCCAGGUGAUACGGCUGGAUAUCUAGGCAUUCUCAAUCCAGGUGGCGAAGUUUCUGGUGGGUGGAAGAAUGCCGCCACUACAGAGUCUGGGAUGCACAUUCUUUUCUAUCGUCCAUUGAGCUCACUUUCGAGAGUCAAUCUUCCCGUCCUACUCAUCGCAGUAGAGAAUGACACUUUAUGUCCGGCGAAGUUUGUCCAAGCUGCCAAGGAACGUAUCAAGAACGCAGAGCUCUUUGUUUUUCCAAAUUUGGGCCAUUUUGACAUUUAUGAUGGGGAGCCUCUGAAAACCAUGCUAUCAAAACAGAUUGACUUCUUCAACAAGUACUUACACUAG